This is a messenger RNA of Peronospora matthiolae, 675 nucleotides long. NCBI's taxonomy places the organism in Eukaryota, Oomycota, Peronosporomycetes, Peronosporales, Peronosporaceae. The record is from the annotation of a GenBank genome assembly.
AUGGCGAGUCGCUACGCGCGCAAGAGCACGAGCCUCCGAGCCGCCAAGCGCUGGCUCGUGGACGAACUCGAGACCAUGGAAGCCCUCGCUGCCCCCCGCCGCGUGCACGCGAUCGACACGGUCGCCAGCAAGCAGAAGCUCCGCGCCCUGGGCGAGUUCUUCCCGUUAGUAGCCGUCGACGUGCGUCGUGACGUGCUCGUGGCCGCCAAUUACCGCGAAGACGUGGCCGCGGCCAUGCUGGGCGACUUGACGCUCGGGUCUGUCGCUUCUGCCUCUGCACAGCCGUCGAGCCCGACGCCGGAGCUGCUGUUCGUGGACCUCCACGCCGACGAGGACGCGGUCUCGGAGCUAGCAGACGAGGAGGACUGGAGCGAAGUGGCGGCGGCCAGCAACGGCACCGACGCGUGGGUCGUGAUCCAGGACGACUGGGAGGUCGUGGACAAGCACGGGGACACGGUGCGCACGUUCGCAGACGUCUUGCUCACGGAUUCUUCCGUCGUCACGACGACGCGGGCGGCGAAUGCGAAGCCGCGCGCGGCGCUGCUGUCGAUGGUCAAGCACGCGCGUGUCGCAGAGAAGGACGGGAGUGACUUGGCACUUCCCGUGUACGAGCUGGAGCGCGGUGCCAAGUCGUUUGGGGCACGGAAGCGCCGCUUGAUCAAGCACCGUCGAUAA